ACACGAAGGUUUUCCAACCAAGGAGAGGCGCCAUACCCGGAGGUGCUUCUUUUCUUUCUAGGAAAACCUAAACAAACCUAACUUAACUUGACCUUACCUUGCCUACAACCUACCUACAACCUACAAAUCUACAACCUAAAACCUACAACCUACAAACCUACAGUGCCUCUCCUCAGUUGGAAAACCUUCAUGUGAUGUCUGCUCCACUAAUGCCAAAUUGUAUAAUAUCUCGGUGCAGGUCAGGCAGUCUGCGUGAAGUUGCUUAUAUUACAAACACGACCAUGUUUUUGGUAUAUGCUAAGUCGAGGAAUGGCAACAAUUCAGCCACAUUGAUUCGCCCUUCAGAGCUGCCGACGUACGAUGAGUUUACCGACGGAGCGCAGCGGGAGUACGGCCGCCGGCCGGCCGGUGUCCUGCAGCAGUCUGUGGGCGAGGCGCGCCGCGCUGCCGCCGACUUCCUAGCCCAGUACCGCCAGACGUUUGACCGCGCCCGCCAUGUCGUCGAGACCGGCAGGGCGCACACUGCAGGAGCGCUGGACUACCUGCGGCACGAGACGAAUCCGGUUGCGCGCACGGCGGCCAUCACGGCCGGCGGCCUGGCCGGCCUGCUGGCGGCCGCGCUGCGCCGGCGGGGACUUCUCCAGCGGCUACUCUACACCGGCGUCGGGCUGACAGUGCCCACCAGCGCCUGCUACCCGAGAGAGACGGCCGCCUUCGGCCGCUGGACGCUGGAUCAGUCGGAAAAGUACGCCAGCAUCGCAUACAACUUCCUCGUUGGAGCCAAACCUGAUGGGAGCGCCCCGCCCAGCCCGGCGCCGGCGUCCAAACGGUCCGCGUCGGAGAGGGAGGCCGUCCAGGCGCCGCCGGCUGCCGCUCAGGUGCCGCCGUCCAAACGGUCCGCGUCGGAGAGGGAGGCCGUCCAGGCGCCGCCGGCUGCCGCUCGCCCCGCCCUGACUAUCGCACCCGUGGUGCCCGACCCGGGCCAGUCGCAGCCGGAGGACGACGACCUGUACACCACCCGGUCCGGCUGACUGACCAGCCAGCCAGCCAGCCAGCUCGUAGUGUGUGCCCACAGUGUCAAUCGCUGCUAAUAAAAUACAGAUGUAUUGUA
Messenger RNA from Amphibalanus amphitrite, 1111 nucleotides. RefSeq names its product MICOS complex subunit Mic27-like (gene Mic26-27). NCBI's taxonomy places the organism in Eukaryota, Metazoa, Arthropoda, Thecostraca, Balanomorpha, Balanidae. Gene Ontology annotation, cellular component: MICOS complex. The transcript is spliced from 7 exons. The record is from RefSeq and is a predicted model, not a curated record. Gene Ontology annotation, biological process: cristae formation. The coding region runs from base 195 to 1031 and encodes 278 amino acids.